AUGACGAUGUGUUGUUUCAAACAUUUAUGGUCGCUAAUAUCUUUCGCAACUAUAAUUGUUGUUGAACAGUGUAGAAGUCUAGCGCUCUGUCCAACAGCAACAUGGCAAAGAAACGCCAAAACAGUUGCCGGGUCCAUUGUGGCUAUAUCAGGUUCUAGUUCAUCAGCCCUCAAUAAUCCAUGUGCCGUAAACGUUGAUAAUAGAUCGAAUAUGUAUGUACUCGACAGUGGUAACUAUCGAGUGCAGCGUUUUCUUUUGAAUUCAACUAUUGGAACAACAAUUAUCAACAGUAGUUUUGGCACUGCACUUGAUCAGUUCAAUACUCUGGAUGACAUGAGAAUCGACAACAAUGGCAGUAUCUAUAUACUCGAUGGUGGAAAUGGUCGUGUUACAAAAUGGACACAAGGAGCUUCAGCUGGUGUGGUAGUCGCAGGAGGAAACGGCGUUGGUAGUGAUGUUAAUCAGCUCAUUCAGGCCGGAGGGAUGUUCUUGGAUACGAUCACAUCAGCCAUCUGGAUUGCCGACACUGGUAAUCAUCGUAUAGUGAAGUGGACCUCGUCAAUAAGUAGCAUCGUUGUUUGUGGUAGUAUUGGAGACGAGGACACUCAAUUCUACUACCCGUAUGGUUUAUUUGUUGUUACAAGCGAUUCAGAUACGCUUUAUGUGGCAGAUACGUAUAAUCAUCGCAUUCAGAGAUGGGUAGCUGGAGCUACUCGUGGUACGACUGUAGCUGGAAUAACAAGUUAUUAUGGUAAUAGUUUCAAUCAAUUGUGGUAUCCAACAUCAAUCAUAGUGGAUAAUAAUCAAAAUAUGUUCAUUACUGAUUCAGAAAACAAUCGUGUUCUACGAUGGAGUGCUGAAGCAAGUUCGGGAAUGAUUGUUGCAGGUGAUUCAAAUCAUGGAACAGCAUUGAAUUUACUUAAUAAACCAUUGAGUAUAAAUUUCGAUUCAACUGGUUCUUUAUUUGUUGCCGAUUCGGGAAACAAUCGAGUUCAACAGUUUGUCGUUUCUUGUCCACCACCAAUUAAUAUUUCAACAACAGUUUCUCCGACGGCAAUAUCUGUGACCCCAACGAAUAUUAGUUCCUCUAUGUCUCCUUGGUCGCUAAAUGGAACAACCGUUGCUGGUUCUCCUAUAGGUUGGGGUGGAAGCUCAUCGUUGUAUCUUAAUCGACCUUCGGAUAUUGCUAUAGAUAAAAACGGCACUAUAUAUGUGUUAGAUUCGAAUAACUACCGUGUGCAACGUUUUCUUUCUGAUUCAGCAAUCGGUACAACGGUAAUUAGUAGCAGUUAUGGUGCAGGAGUGCAUCAAUUUGUUGGGAUGGAUGGUAUCAGCAUAGAUUCCAAUGGUGCUAUUUAUAUAGUUGACCAUGGUAAUAAUCGUGUCACAAAAUGGCCGCCUGGUGCAACUAACGGAACGGUCGUCGCCGGAGGGUAUGGAAGCGGAAGUAACGUAAAUCAGUUAAGUUAUCCUUAUGCAGUGUUUGUAUCGUACAAUUCAUCAAGUAUUUGGAUAGCUGAUACUGGCAAUCAUCGCAUUGUACGAUGGGAUUUUGCAAUAACGGGUAGUGUUAUUUGUGGAGGUUAUGGAUCGGGUGCAAAUCAAUUGCUUUAUCCAUACGGAGUAUUUGUUGAUGCACGUGCUUCUAAUACAUUGUAUAUCGCUGAUACACAUAACCAUCGCAUUCAAAAAUGGCUUCCAAGUGCAACUAGUGGAAUAACCGUUGCAGGACAAACGAGUAUCUGUGGCAAUGGAUACAAUCAACUGUGUUAUCCAGUAUCAGUUGUUGGAGAUUCGAAUGGUUACAUUUACAUUACCGAUUCUUUCAAUAGUCGGAUUAUGAGAUGGAUGCUAGGAUCAAGUUAUGGUACUGUUGCUACUGGAAGUUCAACGGUUGGCGUAUUGCCAAAUCAACUCAAUUAUCCUAACUAUGUUGGAUUGGAUGCAACUGGAGCUUUGAUUGUUGUCGAUACUUACAACAACCGUAUUCAGAAGUUUUCUGUUGUCUGCGCGCCAUGUAUGAACGCUGAAACAUCAACAUCGGCUGCAUCCUCAACUACAGGUUAA
Molecule: messenger RNA, 2067 nt
Organism: Adineta ricciae
Lineage: Eukaryota; Metazoa; Rotifera; Eurotatoria; Adinetida; Adinetidae
Source: the annotation of a GenBank genome assembly